Paramisgurnus dabryanus is the source of this 1477-nucleotide messenger RNA. NCBI's taxonomy places the organism in Eukaryota, Metazoa, Chordata, Actinopteri, Cypriniformes, Cobitidae. The record is from RefSeq and is a predicted model, not a curated record.
GUGAUUGGCUGAGCGCAGGGGAGGCUGUGAGGUGUCACAGGAGCUGCUCUGUGAUUGGCCAUAGGAGAAUUUUGGGCGGGACUUUGACUCUGGGGUUUCGUGUUUACCAGAGUCUGAAUCAGAAGCAGAAACCCGGUCACGCGCGACUGAACAUCAGUGGAUUUCCAGACUGGUUUAAGUUGAUCUAGUCCUGUGAUGAUUUUACUGUUAAACCGCGUCUGAUUGAUGAGAAUGGAGUAUAAGCUGUCAGUGAUGAGUCCUGUGAGAUAAACGCUGACAGCAGGAUUUCAUUCAAACAUGCCCAUCACACAGCACAUAAACUUUCCAACAGACUCACAGUUCAACCCUCAGCCCUCUAUAACCCCCCUCACCCGGGCACCACCGGGCUCCGCCCACUCCCUGCGGCCUCCGCUGGACUUCACUCUGGGCGCUCUGGCGUGCUGCGGGGCAUGCGUGUUCACCAAUCCUCUGGAGGUCGUGAAGACCCGACUUCAGCUGCAGGGUGAGCUGCAGACCCACGGCUCGUACCAGCGGCACUAUCGCGGGGUGGGGCAGGCGCUGUGGUUGGUGGGCCGUACGGACGGGAUUCGAGGUCUACAGAAGGGUCUGACGGCGGCACUGUUGUAUCAGGGGCUGAUGAACGGUGUUCGACUGGGGUUUUUCUCCUACGUGGAGGCCUCGGGGCUGACGGCCGUCCCGUGUGGAAGUCUGAUAGCCGGGGCGACGGCGGGCGCUCUGGGGGCGUUCAUUGCCUCCCCUGCUUAUCUGGUAAAGACUCACCUGCAGGCUCAGACGGUAAAGGCCAUUGCUGUGGGACAUCAGCACAACCAUCAGAGCGUCUCCAGUGCCUUUGUGUCCAUCUACCAGCGUGAGGGCAUCUUGGGUCUGUGGAGGGGCGUCAACGGGGCGGUGCCCAGGGUCAUGGUGGGUUCAGCUGCACAACUGGCAACGUUCAGUUCAGCUAAAGGCUGGGUAACACACGCACAGUGGUUCAGUCCACAGAGCUGGCUCACGGCGCUCACAGCCGCUAUGAUCAGCGGGGUCGUCGUGGCGAUCACCAUGACACCGUUUGAUGUCAUCAGCACUCGACUCUACAACCAACCAGUGGAUGAGUUCAAAAGGGGUCGUCUGUACAGCGGUUUUAUGGACUGUCUGAUGAAGGUCACUUCCACUGAAGGAGUGUUGGGUCUGUAUAAAGGAAUGACGCCGGUGUUUGUGCGUCUGGCCCCUCACACUGUUCUCAGUAUGUUACUGUGGGACGUCAUGAGACAGCGAGCGCUACACUACACAUCUUAACACACACGCUGAAAUCUCUCGGGACCUAAUGAGAGAAGUUUCUUAUCAUCACCAUUAAUUAAUUCAGAACUUGAAGAGGAUCAUGGGAAAUUUUUUAACUCACUUGUGUGUCUUAUCUUUAUGUGAAUCUAUGUUUUUUUAAUGUGCAGUUGAUUAAAGAUUUACUAACUGACUAAAGUGU